Molecule: messenger RNA, 699 nt
Organism: Penaeus chinensis
Lineage: Eukaryota; Metazoa; Arthropoda; Malacostraca; Decapoda; Penaeidae
Product: casein kinase I-like
Exons: 4
Coding region: 1-699 (232 amino acids)
Biological process (GO): protein phosphorylation
Molecular function (GO): protein kinase activity; ATP binding
Source: RefSeq, a predicted model, not a curated record
AUGGAGGAGUGGUUAACGGUGUGGCUUGGCGUCUCCGAGGCCUGCGUUCGAGACUGCUCCAUGCCAACUCUUUAUGAUUUACGAGAACCCGAGUCAUCAUACAAAUACCUUCCUUUACUCCCAGUAUAUAAGGCGACGGCAGCCGCCAGAAUCGUCAUUUUUGAGCCUAACUUCAUAAGAGCAACAUCUCUCGCAAGUAGCUCUGCAGAAGGAAGCCAAGCUAAGCGGAAGCCUAAGGGGAAGGAGAUCCGCCUCGGGAAGGGCACGUACGGGCGCGUGGUGCGCGUGAGCUACAAGGGCAAGGAGUGCGCCCUCAAGCUGGCCGCUCCCGGCUCCAAGGUGGUGUUCGAGCACGAGAUGGAGAUGCUGAGGCGGCUGCAGGGCGCGGGGGGAGCGCCCCUGCCCUUGGCGUACAGUGAGGACCCGUCGUGCCUCCUGAUGACGUACCUGGGCAAGGAGUGCCUGGCCGACGUCCUGAGUGCGCAGCGCAGCCUGAAGCAGCUCCUGCAGGUCAGCGUGAAGCUGGCGGAGGCCGUGGCGGCCGUGCACGCCGCCGGCAUCGUGCACUGCGACCUGAAGCCCACCAACGUGAUGGUGCAGCUGCGCGGCGCAGCAGGAGCGCCGUCGGUGCACAUCAUCGACUUCGGGCUGGCACUGCCGCUGGGCCAGUGCCAUCCCGAGAGCAACAAAGGCCGGUAG